AUGCGGCCCGGGCAGCAACCUGACCAGAAACCCCGCCCAGUCGCAGCUUCGGCAGGCCCCAGGCCACACGCAUCAACGACCUGGGCUUCCGCGCAGGACAACGUCCAGCGUGUCCCGGCAAAGCGUAAACGUGCCGAGGAGACAGAAGCCCUCGUCGAGAAGCUCGAACUAGCUCUCGAGGUCUCGGAGAACGUGGAAGACUCAGUCGCUCUGGUCCUUGAAUUUUCCUUUCCGGAAAGUUUAGGUCAACAUACAAGAGGCCGUAAAAGAGCAAGGAUAUUACGGGCGCUCGCCAAGCUGCGAGCCGACCUUGCCCAGGAGCAAGUCUAUCUGGAGGACACCCUGCGCGGCCUUGAAGGGGACCAGCCUCCUCACGGGCAACCUCUCCAACUUGUGUGCCACGAGUUUGCCCCUCACUUGUUAUGCCUCCGCGGCAUUCUGGGCGACGCAAUAGACCUGCUGAACAGACUGUGUCGGCCGGAGGUACUGGUGGAGAUUGAGAAGAGUGCGACUGCGCGAUACGAGCUGAAGCUUCUCAUCACCUGGGGAAAAGCUGAGAGGGCUGGCCUCUGGCGCGAGCUGCCCGCGAUAUCGCUGGGAAACGCAGGCAUGACGGCAUAUUGGGACCGGUACGCGGACGGAGCUGAAAGUCGGCAGGGAAAGACGGUGGUUGGGGAGGCAAACUCGACAACAGAGCCCAGUGCCGAGGCCAAGAAGGAUCAGCGACGUGUCAGGUUCAAGUAG
Metarhizium album ARSEF 1941 is the source of this 744-nucleotide messenger RNA. RefSeq lists its product as uncharacterized. The record is from RefSeq and is a predicted model, not a curated record. Lineage: Eukaryota; Fungi; Ascomycota; Sordariomycetes; Hypocreales; Clavicipitaceae. The coding region runs from base 1 to 744 and encodes 247 amino acids. The transcript has a single exon.